GCCUUUCGGGGGCAAUGAGGGUUAAGUCGGCUAUUUUGCUCUGUGCAGAUAGAUUGAUUUCAAAUCCUCUAAUUAUUUAAAGGAUUUGCUCUCUGAGCGGAGAUACCCUCUCCAUACAAACCAUCAGGCCGUUAGUAUGCUCGUAGAGGAUCCUAAGAAUAUUGAGGCACGCAGUCAAGUAUAAAUAAACGGUCUCGGCCAAAAACAGACGAUAAAGCGACCUCGUCAACUGUCCAUAUUUUUCCACGACUUGUACACAAGGUUACAGUCCCUGAAACCACAACCAACUCAACUCAAAUAAAACAAGGACCGCAAACCUCAGUUGCCGCAACCAUGGUAAACUUCCGCAUCGACGUCGUCUCAGACACAGUCUGCCCCUGGUGCUACGUUGGCCGCAAGCAAGUCCAGCGAGCCCAGCAGAUCUGGCAGCAGCGCUACCCUUCUUCCACCGACACCUUUUCGGUCAAGUACGCGCCCUACCAGCUCAACCCCGAUUCGCCCCGAGGCCCUGGCAACAGCGUCGACAAGCACGAGUACUAUCUGCAGCGCUUCGGCCCAGAGCGCACCGCCAUGAUCCACGAGCGCCUCAGCGGCGUGGGCAACGCCCUCGGCAUCAACUUCAAGUUUGGCGGCAGACUGGGCAACUCGCGGGACUCGCACCGCCUGGUUCACCUCGCCAAGAAGUUCGGCGAAGAGACGGAGCUCAAGGUCGUUGACGGGCUCUUUGCCGCGUAUUUUGAGAAUGAGAAGGACAUUACGAGUUAUGAGACUCUCAAGGACGUCGCUGUGGGAGCUGGAAUCUCUGAGACUGACUUCAGCAAGGCCAUCGUGGAGAGCGACGAGGGCGGCAGGGAGGUUGACGAGUUGGCUGGAAGUGCGAGAUACAGGGGCAUCAGCGGCGUGCCGGAUUACACGAUUCAGGGCAAGUUCAAGCUAAGUGGUGCUCAGGAUGCGAUGGAGUUUGUCAACGUCUUUGAGAGAGUCAAGGCUCAGGAGCACGCGUAAUGCAUAAAUUAAGGGGGGGG
Molecule: messenger RNA, 1025 nt
Organism: Trichoderma asperellum CBS 433.97
Lineage: Eukaryota; Fungi; Ascomycota; Sordariomycetes; Hypocreales; Hypocreaceae
Molecular function (GO): oxidoreductase activity
Source: RefSeq, a predicted model, not a curated record